UGAGUGAGUGACGUCAGCGAGGUGAUAAGUACUUGUCCUGCAGUCAGUCUGUAUUGUGUCUACAUGCGAAGUCAGAGGGGAGACACUUGAAUUAACGUUAACCUUUGAUUGUUUUGACUAAUUUAAAAACAAACAGUGUCAUGGAGGUCACCACAGAGGCCAAGAGGAUCAUGGUGGUGGCUUUGGGGAAACUGUACAGCUCCCGCACCCAGCGAGGGGGUCUCCGUCUCCACCGGAGCCUCCUCCUGACCAUGGUGAUGAAAUCCGCCCGGGACAUGUACCAUGCGGCCCAGGAGACGGUGGAGUGGGAGGCGGCGGAACAACAACAGUCCCCGGCCGAGGAGCCUACAGACGCUCAAAUGGAGCUCCAGGAGGGAAAACCUUUGACUUCAACCGGAGAAGAGGUCGAAAGCUCCCCCGCUAAGCUCCGCCGCGACGCCUACAACAAGGAGAAUAUGAGCCCGCCCCGACCAGCACAACACUCCCGGAAAAGACGGGGUAAAGCGGCCGUGGAGCCGGACUUUCUACCUUGCAAAAAGGCAAAACUUGAGCAGAAAAACUCUCCCCAUCAGCUCAUUUUAAGUACAGUUUUGCUGUGUGAAUAUAUGAACUGCAGCAGUGAAGUGGGAGCAUCCCCAGCCCCCAUGCCUGUACAGAGAGCCAUUUCAGCGUGUUGAAACUGCGUGGAUUAAAGACUUUAAACUUCUCGACACGGCUUGAACGCCAUGGACUCUUUCGUUUAACGUGAACAUCCGGGAUAAGAGUGCCCUAAAAGCCCCAAGCAUGGCUGUGAACAUGUCGGGGCAUGUACCAGGACUCACGGAAGCAGCCCUGUGGAUGUGUAGUAGUCCCGGUGACUGUUGGCCUAAUUAUUGGCUAUAGCUCACCACAAGGACAGGCUUCAGCUGGCCAAAAGCGGAACUAAAGGAACUGGUUGACCUGAAUGAGGCCUUGAGCUGCCUUAAUGGACAUUAAAAGCUUAACAAAUGUGUGUGGAUAAGUGCUGACUGAGAUGAAAUGUGUUCCAGGUGUAAAACAUUCAAUGACUACAACUACCUCAGUAUUUAUUAAAAACGAUUUUGUACCUAAAACCUUGA
Molecule: messenger RNA, 1097 nt
Organism: Trematomus bernacchii (emerald rockcod)
Lineage: Eukaryota; Metazoa; Chordata; Actinopteri; Perciformes; Nototheniidae
Gene: ier2a
Product: immediate early response 2a
Exons: 1
Coding region: 141-677 (178 amino acids)
Source: RefSeq, a predicted model, not a curated record